Messenger RNA from Scheffersomyces coipomensis, 1005 nucleotides. RefSeq lists its product as uncharacterized. Lineage: Eukaryota; Fungi; Ascomycota; Pichiomycetes; Serinales; Debaryomycetaceae. The record is from RefSeq and is a predicted model, not a curated record. The coding region runs from base 1 to 1005 and encodes 334 amino acids. The transcript has a single exon.
AUGUUUGCAACUGAUUCACUUCCUUAUCUAAACCCUAAUCAGGACAGACGCGUGGCAUUGAUAACAGGGGGGAAUAGUGGUGUUGGAUAUUAUACUGUUUUACAUCUUUACUUGCAUGGUUACAUUGUAUAUAUUGCAGGAAGAAGUAGAUCACGAGUGUUAAAAUCAAUUCGAGAAUUAAAACAAGAUGCAACCGCUAUAAGACUGACUUAUACUAGUCAACAAUCAUCUAGUGAAAGAUUCCUUGGAGAUUUAUUCUAUUUAGAAAUCGAUUUAAGUAGCUUAGCAUCAGUUAUAGCUGCCGUGGAGAAUUUCAAACAAUUAGAAUCAAAUCUUAAUAUAUUAAUCAAUAAUGCUGGUGCAAUGGCUUUACCUUAUGCAUUAACUCAAGAUGGUUUUGAUAUUCAAAUUCAAACUAAUUUCAUUGCCCCUUUUGUAUUAUCUACCAAGUUAUUACCUUUACUUGAAAAUACUGCUGAUAGAUUCCCAUCAAUUGAUCCUCCUCGUAUAAUAUAUUUAAGUUCAGUAGGUCAUCAAUUAUGUCUACGGUACUUCAAUAUGAAUUCCACAUUCAAUUAUAAACCCAAUUUCGUCUUUACAUGGUUAAGAUAUGGAUUGGCCAAGAUUGCUGGAAUUCAUUUUAUGAAAAUGUUAGCUUUAAGAAAUCCGAAGAUUUUAUGUAUGUCAGUUCAUCCAGGAUUUGUGAUGAAUACUAAUCUUUUCUCAUAUUGGACAAGAUUACCAAUCAUUGGUAUAAUGUUCUGGUGUCUUUUCCAAAUCUUUGGUUAUUUCUUUGGAGUGUCGAAUGAAGAAGGAGCAAAUGCUAUCAUCAAAUGUUCUCUAGAUCCUACCUUAACGGUUGAAAAGGAUAAUGGGAAAUAUUUUGCUACUGGUGGUAAGGAAUCCGAACCUUCUAAAAUAGCACAAAAUAUGGAUUUUGCUGCUAGAACUUGGAUUUGGACAAUCCAUCAAUUAAGUGAAAGAGGUAUAUCAAUACCGAGUUAA